Molecule: messenger RNA, 469 nt
Organism: Cladocopium goreaui
Lineage: Eukaryota; Dinophyceae; Suessiales; Symbiodiniaceae
Source: the annotation of a GenBank genome assembly
GAAAAGUGAAGAAGAGCUGCAGUACGUCCGCGCGCGAACGCAGCAUCCUCCAAAGGGCCGGAAACGCCUUGGGAAGAUCGGCAAUUUCGAGCUGGUGCGACAUCCAACCUACAUGGACAUCAAAUGGAUCAACUCUCCCAGGGAGUCGCAAUGCAGUGCCAUUGCCAGUUUGGUUACAGGCAUUGGCGCCACGCGUCUCUCACAGCUGGAGCUGAAUCAGCCUCUGGGCUUGCCUCUUACGGAUUUGCAGCCAGAAGAGGCGUCCACGGUGUCCGCAUGUCCGUCUUCGGCACCCCCGGAGAUGCUGAAGUACCAGAACCAUUCCUCAGAUUGGAUGAGGAGAUUGGAAGGUCAAGCGCUGUAUGGAGCAGGUCUCGGAGCUGCACCCACCGUGGAGUCACUGGGUCGUUCCCUUCAGGUGCUCAAGACCAGGCGGCCUGAUGGAAAGAAACCGACGCACGGCGGAUGA